GGAGGUCUGUGUUCUGGAGCUACAUGUGCAGAACACGCAGUCUGUGUGCAGAGUUCAGGAGGAGAGCUGCAAUGUACAUGCCGCAAUGGAUACAGUGGCGACGGUACCGUUGAGUGUAAAGACAUAGACGAGUGUUCAGACGGCACGCACAAGUGUUCUCGGGUCGAACUGUGCUUCAACACCGAAGGUUCACACAGAUGCGCCCAGUGCUACCCGGACUUUACGGUGCAAGGUGGAGCCGAAACAAUGGCCUCAGCUGUAACCAUCUUACGGAGGGUACGAUUUUUCCUCCGGGCCGAGACAGACAUCGACUGCAACGUGGAAUAUGCUGUCUCCUUUGCAUGGACAAUCUGGAGCGGUGAUGGAAGCGAUAUCAAACAACUCAACACUACAGGGAAGCUGAAGACUUCCGCACACGAAAUCGCAGUCCCGAAGAACUUUCUUCCACUGGGGUUAAACAUGCUGAGAGUUGUGAUUACAGUGUUGGAGAAGGAGUCGGGACUGAGUCUCAACAGAAGUCUGGAGCGAUGGGUGAGGAUCAUCUCCUCGCCGAUAGAGGCAAGAAUUGCAGGAGGAUCCGCGAGAAGCGUCAGUUUUGGAUCCAGUAUCACGUUAAACGCUACUGUCUCGUACGAUCCGGACAACAUCAUCAAGGACUCAGGGUUGUUUAACUACAGCUGGAGCUGCAGUAUCGGAGAAGUCAUGCCUUGCAACGACGUGUUUCGCAACGUCAGCACGAAGGCUGUCUACGUCAUCCCAUCCGGGACAUUCGGACCAAACGACACCAUCACCUUUACGGUAGAUGUCAGCUUCGCCGGUCGCAGUCCUGGGGUGUAUGCGCAAACCAUUCAUCUUUCAGUGGAGGACCCCACCAUUUCUUUGAGAUGCAACAGCAACUGCAACAGCCGCAUCAACCCAUCGGAGCGGCUGGCCCUGCUGUCCGUGUGUGAGAACUGCCUCCAGGACGAGCAGCUCUUCUACAACUGGACCUUACAAAAAGCGCCCCCUGCCUUUGGACGGUCGGUCCUCAACUGGGAUACAGACACGACUACUGGGAGAAUUUUGCCAGAUCUCGUUGUUCAAGCAGAUGUCUUUCAGAAACCUGGACAGUAUAUCUUGAGGGUUGACGUCACCAGAGCAGAGGGUGUGUCGGGGUUUGCGGAGUACCUGUUUGAACCGAACACCCCUCCCACACCGGGAACCUGCUCAGUUAGUCCGGAGACUGGUGUUGCGAUGGUGGAUGAGUUUUCCGUACAAUGUACAGGAUUUUCAGAUAGUGACCUUCCCAUGACGUACGCGUUCUACUACAACACGGGAGGGCAGCGGCUGGUCGCCAUCAACUCUACAGCGGAGGAUGACGAACUGUCCUUGUUCUACAGUGGACCGGUGCCGUCCACCCCGCCAAGAUUUUUACCGGUUGGUCUUUCGUCACGUGACUACAACGUCACCAUCUUGGUGAGGGCAUCAGAUGCCCUUGGAGCCCAGGCUGCUGUCAGCCUGUUGGUGAAGGUAUUUCCGCUCCCUACAGAAGAGACCACAAACAUCGCCACUCAGCUCACGGUCGGCGCGAACAGCACGCUGGGUAGACUGGUGCAGGGCGGGAAUUUCCAGGCGGCGGUGCAGGUUUCCAACAGUGUCAACUCAGUGCUGAAUGCCGAGGCUGCGAAUGCUACAGGCCAGGGGAAACAAAACGCGACACAGGUUUAG
Molecule: messenger RNA, 1707 nt
Organism: Branchiostoma floridae (Florida lancelet)
Lineage: Eukaryota; Metazoa; Chordata; Leptocardii; Amphioxiformes; Branchiostomatidae
Product: sperm receptor for egg jelly-like
Exons: 8
Coding region: 247-1707 (486 amino acids)
Biological process (GO): detection of mechanical stimulus
Cellular component (GO): membrane
Molecular function (GO): calcium channel activity
Source: RefSeq, a predicted model, not a curated record